Molecule: messenger RNA, 330 nt
Organism: Closterium sp. Naga37s-1
Lineage: Eukaryota; Viridiplantae; Streptophyta; Zygnematophyceae; Desmidiales; Closteriaceae
Source: the annotation of a GenBank genome assembly
AUGAUUGACACUGCGUUCUCUCUUGUUUGCCGCCCUUCACCCGUCUCCCUCCCCCUCCCUACAGAGAAACCAGACCUCAUGCUCGACACCUCUGUCGCCUGUGACAGCCCGACCACACCGGAUGGCACCGUCACCACGCCACACCCUGCUGCUGCUGGCAAGAAGAGUCUCUUUGGCUUCCACCGCACCAACUCCAAAGGUCGCAGCAAGGAGAGUGAGGGCGCGUUCGGACCAGGGGCGGUGCAUGCAGCUACUCCUCGACCCAAGUCAACGGAGGAGAUUCGAGGGGGGUUUGGAACGCGCCGUCAGCAGCAGGUGAGAGACGGAUAG